Molecule: messenger RNA, 2441 nt
Organism: Corythoichthys intestinalis (scribbled pipefish)
Lineage: Eukaryota; Metazoa; Chordata; Actinopteri; Syngnathiformes; Syngnathidae
Gene: esamb
Product: endothelial cell adhesion molecule b
Exons: 8
Coding region: 365-1687 (440 amino acids)
Biological process (GO): homophilic cell-cell adhesion
Cellular component (GO): plasma membrane; adherens junction
Molecular function (GO): cell-cell adhesion mediator activity
Source: RefSeq, a predicted model, not a curated record
CGCCACGCACACGCACACUUGCGGUCGCACUGGGAUCUACUGCUGGCUGCACUUGUAGUAGAACUAUCGUCAAGAAGAGGGACGAGUUGAAGGGGAAGCGAGGAGCUACAAGAACGUGGCUGCGCCCGGACGCGUCUGCGGAGCUUGUCGUCGCCGGUAAAGUGACGUUAGGCGGCGGUGGGAUGCGUGCCAUGUACGCCGUGGAGUGGAGGCUCGAUAGCAUCAUGAGAGAAAGCUUUCUUUGGCAUUUCUACACACGUCGCUUCUGUUGUGGCUUCCUCUGGAGUUACCUGAACAAGCGAGUCGGAGGUGUGUGAGUGCGUAGACAAGUUUGAAGAGGGUCCUGCUUGCUGGAUGUGGCGCCAUGGAAAUGCACUCAAGACUUCGAGCCUUGGUGAUCUUCUGGUGGAUUGUUCAAGGUGACAGCAACAAGGUGGAAAUCCCGCGGGAGGAGAUGGAAGUGGUGAAGGGCCAGAUGGUGGUGCUGCACGCCUGGUACAGCCCCGGUUCGGACAUUUCCAAAAACACUGUUGUUUGGCACUUCACCGGGAAUGAGUCCAAACAGGUGAUAAACUUCAGCUCAGGGGAAGUGGGCUAUGGCCAGAACGACUUCAGCAAGCGUGCGGGAUUCAGCGCCGCCAUGCCGUCCGCCAACCUCUCAAUUUUCAUCAACAAUACGCAAGAGUCCGACUCUGGGCGUUACGUGUGUGAUGUCAUCAUACCCGGAGGCCCUGGCAUUUCGGGACAGAUGCACCUUAAUGUGAAAGUCCCACCAUCGCCUCCAGUGUGCACCAUGACGGGUGAGCCCGUCGUCAACGGCAAUGUGACACUGAGUUGCAAAUCCACUCAUGGAAAGCCUGUUCCUCAGUACAAGUGGACAAAGACCGCUCCCAUGCAGGAAGUCUUCUUCUCGCCCAUGCAGAAAUGGAGGCCAUGCCCUCAGCCUAUACUGGUCCUGGGGUUUAUGGACGAGAGACAAGGCACCCUGCGGCUCAGCAACCUGACCAAAAGCAUGUCGGGGAAGUACAUCUGCCGGGCAAGCAACACAGCCGGCUCAGACAGCUGCUCCAUUAACCUGGAGGUUAUCACCUCUACCAAUGCGGGCAUGAUCGCAGCCGCCACACUGGGCUCCAUGGUUGGGCUGGUUGCCAUGGUGCUUUUCCUUUUAUUUGUCCUGAGGAAAAGGCGGGACACUGAAGAGGAAACGGCCAAUGAAAUCAAGGAAGAUGCUCAGGCACCAAAACGAGUGUCAUGGGCCAAGAGCAACACUGGCUCGGAUGUUGUAUCCAAAAACGGCACACUGUCAUCCAUCGCCACCAGCCCUCGACCCGGAGACCACCAACGCCAGCCCGCCUUCCACUACCCCUACUCGCCCUCGUCCACCACCGACACGGGUUCCGUCAUCAACGCCUACCAACUGCGCCCAGGCGAAGCCAACACCUUGCGGGGCCUGCCGGGCUACAACGCAGGCGGGACGCCAUCGCGCAAACACAGGCGGCCUCCCACUGCCAACGGGGGCCCACCACAGGUCGUCCGCAUGCCCCCGGCCAGGACGGAAGGGGCUCAGCCUCAGACGCCGCCCGCCUUCACGACAUCCCCGCGAGCUAGCUCGUCGUCCACACUGACCCGAGCGGGAACGGUGGCCGUCAUGGUGCCUGCACAGAGCCAAGCCGGCUCCCUGGUGUAGCCUGUGAUUGGACAGGAAGGGGCGGGCUCUCACGUUUCUCUGCCUUGUGACGGGACUUCUCCGUGACCUCUUGCAAGGAUGUUCUGUUUCUUCAUCUCACUGACUUUUUUUUUUUUUUUUUUUUCACUGUAGAAUAUUCUAGUUUUCUGAUUAGCAAAUGGCUUAGUUCGAGUAGUUUUCAUGCACAUUUCUUGUUGAUGUCUCUCAGGCUUAAAAAAAGAAAGCUGCAAUGAAGAGCAAAGUCAAGCAAAAAAACAGUAAACCACAAUUCAGGUUUAUAGAAUUGAAUGGUUGUAGAGCAUUAGGUGUGUUGCUUUUGAUGGUAGACAGAAUUGUUAGCAAAAAAAUGUGAACACAGCGGGUGGUGUUGGACUAUUUUUUUUUCACGUUUAAAAACAUCCAGGGGCCCAGGAGACAUCCCGUAAUCGACCAUGCUGGUUGUGUCAUGGAAUUUAUAUUACUGAAAAAUUGUAUAUACAUAAGGCAUUAUUUAAAAAUGUUAAGCAGCUAUGUGUAGCAUUGAAAUGCAGUUUUGAUUGUUGAAAGUUGUUUUGCAUUAAAAGAAUAUGGUACAUCAACUGUCUUUCAAAAUCGAUUUUAGCAUUACCUUCAUCCUCUGCCAAACCAGGUUCCACUGUAGUAACACACUGGCCUUUGACAGGCGGUUAACCAUUUUUAUUUAUAGGGCACCCCUUAAAUUGGACUUCUGUCGUUGUCAGAUGUAGGCAAUAUGUUAAACAGGAUGAUUUUUUAA